AUGGUGGUCUAAUGUGUGCAGAAGGACUGCUCUGCCUUCUAUGUGAGCAGCGAGAAGCAGUUGCCCUUUCCUUCCUUUCAGUCUAAGUCCUCAGUAGGGCACGUUGGGGCAGGGCCUCCUUUAAAGAUGUUGUGAGUGAGUCAGCUCAGGAGCAUGUCCCAUAUAUGAUGACAUGGCCCUUUGUUGCCCUGUGCUACCCUCAGCCUCCCAGAAGGUGGGCUCCAGGACUGGAUCUACCCAGCCCUGUCCAAAAUAGGCCUCUCAGGGUGUUCAGUGGUGAGGAAACUUAGGCUCUGGGUGCCUUGCUUGUGUGGAUACAGAGAGCUGGGAGGCUUUGCAUGUAGGCAUACUGCAGAUGUGAAUUGGGACUCUGAGGGGUUUACACGGUGCACUCCUUCCCCUGGCGAGGUAUUGGUGGACAUGGCUCCUGACUGUCUUGAGGAGAACUGUCAUUUUGGGAAUUCUGCUAGAGCCUGGCAGCUAAAUUCCUUUCUAUCCCCUGGUGAACUUCUUUCACAGGCUUGUUUCUGGUAUCCUGCCCUGUUGGAACAUGACAGCCAGGCUCAGAAUGGCCCCUUGAAGAGUGGGUGACUGUGUCCUGGACUUUGCUGUGGAAUGCCUGCAGCCUCACUGCAGACAGACAUCACUGCCUAUCCUCCCUCCUGUCUCUGUGAGGGUUAACAGCACUUCAGCUUGUUGUCUGGAACCGGUUCAGACUAGUUUUCUGGAAAGUGCUUUGUCUCUCAGACUGAAUCCUGGGAAGGGUCAUGUGUAGCCCAGUGAUGUCAUGGGAUCAAAAACUGACUCAGCUGUUUUUUUCUUCUUUAAAUCAAGAUAUGUUUGUGUUGCAGGUACAGGGUGCUGGCAUGGUGACAGGGCAGGCCUCACCCUACUCAAAGUUUACCUCACCAGAAGUCAAAGGGUUAAAAGUUAUCCCCACUCCUUACCCCUCUGGGAUGAGGAGGCCACUCUUACUGAAGGGGAGAAGAGUCAAGGGUCAGCCUAAGUUUUUGAAGUGUAGGACUGGACCUGGGUAGUGACCUUGCUCCUGGGACAGCAUGAUUCCCUUUCCUGGAUUCCAGACACCUCCAGGGAGUUCAGUUUUCCUCUGUUUGCUUUGAGUCUGAAGUAUCAACAAUUCCCCUUCUUUCUGAUGAACAGCCUUCUUCCAUUGUUUCUCUCCAGGUCCCUGAGGUCUCAGCUCCCCAGAUGCUCCACCACUCCUGUUCCAGCCUUCCCCAGGGCAAUGAAGAAAUGUCCCAGGCACACUUUGUGGGCCCUGUGUUUGUGUGCCUACUUCUGUCAUUGUCACGUGAUGAGGAAAAUAUUCCAGGCUGACACUGAAAAGAAGGUAGUAACUCUGUUAUGCAAAGUUUAAAUGUCUUUGUUUUCCUCUUCCCCAGAGUUCAGAAUGACCGAAGAAGCAUGCCGGACACGGAGUCAGAAACGAGCGCUUGAACAAGAUCCAGCAGAGGAUGAUGUGGAGAGCAAGAAAAUAAAAAUGGAGAGAGGGUUGUUGGCUUCAGAUUUAAAUACUGAUGGAGACAUGGGAGUGAUGCCCGAGCCAGGAGGCCCAGUCCAAGGAUUGCUGAGUGGGGCCGAGGCGACGGCCAUUGGUAGAGGAGAAGAGCAGGCAGGUGAUGGGCCUGUGGACAUGCGCACCUCACACAGUGACAUGAAAUCCGAGAAGAGAGCCCCCUCGCCUGAUGUGAUUGUGCUGUCUGACAAUGAGCAGCCCAUGAGUCCUCGGGUGAAUGGGCUUCCAAAGGAGGCCUUGCAGGAGACAAGCACCGAGGACCUUAUGAAAAGCAGUCCUGAAGAACGAGAAAGGAUGAUUAAGCAGCUGAAAGAAGAGUUACGGUUAGAAGAAGCAAAACUCGUUUUAUUGAAAAAGUUGCGGCAGAGUCAAAUACAAAAGGAAACCACCGCCCAGAAGCCCACAGGCUCCACUGGGAGCACCGUGACCACCCCUCCCCCGCUCGUGCGGGGCACCCAGAACAUUCCUUCCGGGAAGCCAUCACUUCAGACCUCUUCGACUCGAAUGCCUGGUAGUGUCAUCCCACCACCCCUCGUCCGUGGUGGGCAGCAGGUGUCCUCGAAGCUGGGGCCGCAGGCGAGCUCACAGGUCGUCAUGCCCCCACUCGUCAGGGGGGCCCAGCAAAUCCACAACAUCAGACAACAUUCCAGCACGGGGCCACCUCCACUACUCCUGGCCCCCCGGGCAUCUGUGCCCAAUGUGCAAAUUCAGGGACAGAGGAUCAUCCAGCAGGGCCUUAUCCGUGUCGCCAAUGUCCCCAACACCAGUCUGCUCGUCAACAUCCCGCAGCCAUCCCCAGCCUCACUGAAAGGAACGACAGUCACCUCUGCUCAGGGCAACUCCACCCCCACCAGCGUGACUUCCGUGGUCACAUCUGGUGAUUCUCCAGCCAGCCGGCAGGCGGCUGCCAAGCUCGCACUGCGCAAACAGCUGGAGAAGACGCUGCUUGAAAUCCCCCCGCCCAAACCCCCUGCCCCAGAGAUGAACUUCCUGCCCAGUGCUGCCAACAACGAAUUCAUCUACCUGGUUGGCCUAGAGGAGGUGGUACAGAACCUACUGGAGACGCAAGCAGGCAGGAUGUCAGCUGCCGUCGUGCUGUCCCGGGAGCCCUACAUGUGUGCACAGUGCAAGACAGACUUCACGUGUCGCUGGCGGGAGGAGAAGGGUGGUGCCAUCAUGUGUGAGAACUGCAUGGCUUCCAACCAGAAGAAGGCGCUCAAGGUGGAGCACACGAGCAGGCUGAAGGCAGCCUUCGUGAAAGCACUGCAGCAGGAACAGGAAAUUGAGCAGCGCCUUCUGCAGCAGGGUGCAGCUCCUGUGCAGGCCAAAGCUGAUCCCGCCACUGCCCCGCAUCCUACUCUGAAGCAGGCCUCCAGCCAGCUGUCCCGGGGCUCGGCCACGACGCCCCGAGGUGUCCUGCACACGUUCAGCCAGUCGCCCAAACUGCAGAAUGCAGCUUCAGCCACAGCUCUCGUCAGCAGGACCGGCAGACAUUCCGAGAGAGCCGUUAGUUCUGGCAAGGGCAACACCACCUCCAACUGGAAGAAGGCACCCCUGAGUACAGGUGGCGCCCUUGCAUUUGUUGGCCCGAGCUUGGCAGUGCACAAGACCUCUUCAGCCGUGGACCGCCAGCGGGAGUACCUCCUGGACAUGAUCCCGCCACGCUCCAUCCCCCAGUCGGCCACAUGGAAAUAAUGCGAGCCGGCCCAGUGGAGAACAGGCUCCCUCCUCCCUCCUACCUGGCCCGCUGCCCUCUGCUCGCUGGGGAAGACACCCUGCUCCCCAAAAGAGCGAGCGAGUGUCUGCCACACUGCGGAAGCAAGAGCUCCCUCUGUUCUUGGCUGCAAAGUCUUAUUGUGGCUGGAGGGCCGCUUCACAGGUGGAUGAGGAUGAUUAUCACUGGGGGACCUUUCCCAUGGGCUUUCCUCCUUUCUUUGCCUUUAGUUUGCCCAACACCAGCAGAAAAUUGAACCUCGGGGGCUGGUUCUGCUCCCGCCCUCCUCUUCAGCCCCCUCAGGGCACAUGGGUGGCCUGGACACUGUGACACACUCGGGCAAGACCGGAGCUCGGGGCUUCUGAAGUUGAGUGGACCGUUGUUUUGUUUUUGCUUUUUUCCCCGUCUUAGCCUCCUAAUCUUUGACUGCCUUCCUUCACGGCAAUCUCUAGGUUGACAAAUUUUUAAUCACCUCAUGAUGAUGGAGUUUAAAGUAAACCAUGCAGACCCAGGGGUUCCUGCCGAGCAUGGCCCCCAUGCCCCAGAGGAUGGGCCACUGACUGACCAGCCCUUGUUUGCUCCAGCAGAAGGCCUAUACUGCUGCUCGUCGAGGAAACCCCCAACCUCCCACACUUAGCAGAAGAACAAACUGCAACCCAGACCCAGCCAGAGCGCUUGGGAUCCUGAAGGCCUUGCUGCUGCCCUUGGAGAAGGGAGGAGAAAUGGCAGCAACAUACAGAGCCUGAGCAGGAAGUUGGAGGGGCGGGCUAUUGUGUUUUUUUGUUGUUGUGGUUUAUUUUAUUAAAUUUUUCCUUUUCUUUUCCUACUUAUUUUGAUGGACAACAUCCUAAGCUGCCCCGGCCUGUACUCACAUCAGGUGUGUCAGGUGGGGAGAUGCCCCUGCCCCCUACAGACUUUAGGGUUUCCAUUUGGGUCUAGCUUAGAACCUUCCCUUAAAGGAGGGCCAUGCUGCCAGUGUUCGCCUUCAGACUUUUUUUUAAACCCUCUUUAAGAGUCUACAGAAAUGUCUUACAAAGGGAUCAGGUCUGCUCUUAGUUGUUUCAUUUUGGUUUCUCCCACUCCUUAAAAAUCAAUUCCAUGAGGCAAGGCAGAAGAUGUCAUGUGUGCACUGCACACAGGGCCAGCUCCAUGCACAUGGGAGGGCAUCCCAUAUGUGUGCACAUGUGUGUGUUGAUGUGGAGACGGGGUACACCGCUCCCACUUCAGCCCCUGCCCUGGUUUUCUUGUCCAUGCAGUUAGGGACUUAAUUUAAAAUCCUUAUUUUAUAGGGCUGCCUACUUUGAACACACUGCUUCAACAUUCUAAUAAAGGCUCAUUUAACCCCCUCA
Molecule: messenger RNA, 4600 nt
Organism: Miniopterus natalensis
Lineage: Eukaryota; Metazoa; Chordata; Mammalia; Chiroptera; Miniopteridae
Gene: GATAD2A
Product: GATA zinc finger domain containing 2A
Biological process (GO): negative regulation of transcription by RNA polymerase II
Cellular component (GO): NuRD complex
Molecular function (GO): sequence-specific DNA binding
Source: RefSeq, a predicted model, not a curated record